This is a messenger RNA of Lymnaea stagnalis (great pond snail), 335 nucleotides long. The record is from the annotation of a GenBank genome assembly. Lineage: Eukaryota; Metazoa; Mollusca; Gastropoda; Lymnaeidae.
GGAAAGGAGAACAUUUUAACAGGGAUUCCCCAACAAAGAAUAGUAGAUCGAAGUUAACAAGCGACGAAUAUUACAGUGUAGAAAGAGACGAUCAUUUUGAGAGGCUUUCAAAAAUGGAAAGAGACUGUCGGGUCGCGGCUGAGCAGAUUUCACCAGAUAAAGAUUGCACGCAAAACAUGGAGGAGAUGUCGAAGAUUAUUGAAGAAAACAGACCGCUAGAACUGCAUCGCGCCGCUAAUUAUUCCCAAAUUUUGUUUUUCAAAACUCGACCAGAAGGGCUGGCCUCAGAACAGACAGGCCCAGGGAAGCAACCGCUCGACAAAGCAGUGCAGUCC